Ochotona curzoniae (black-lipped pika) is the source of this 3369-nucleotide messenger RNA. It is a transcript of the gene SGPP1, whose product is annotated as sphingosine-1-phosphate phosphatase 1. The transcript has 3 exons. Gene Ontology annotation, cellular component: endoplasmic reticulum membrane. Gene Ontology annotation, biological process: phospholipid dephosphorylation; sphingosine metabolic process. The record is from RefSeq and is a predicted model, not a curated record. NCBI's taxonomy places the organism in Eukaryota, Metazoa, Chordata, Mammalia, Lagomorpha, Ochotonidae. The coding region runs from base 156 to 1496 and encodes 446 amino acids. Gene Ontology annotation, molecular function: sphingosine-1-phosphate phosphatase activity.
CCGGCGGGCCGAGCGAGGCGCCGCAGCCGCCGCCGCUGUGGGCUAGGCGCGCUCGGGCGUUUCGGGGCUGCGCUGGGUGUGUGUGUGUGUGUGGUGGUAGGGGACGAGGGCGGGAGUCCUCCCGCUCGCCCGGGGUCGGGGAGCCCCCCGUGAUCAUGUCGCUGUGGCAGCGCCUGGCCCAGCUGGCCUGCCGCCUGCAGGAGCCGCAGAAAGUGGCCCGUUUCCAGCGGCUGUGCGGGGUGGAAGCGCCGCCGAGCCGCUCCCCGGAGGCGCGGGAGGAUGAGGACGCGGAGGCGCCCCUCGCCGCAGACCAGCUCGGGCGGCGGGGACGGCAGUCGGCGGCUCCGGGAGGUCCCCAGCCGCCCGGGGGCGAGCGCAAUCAGUGCCGUGCCAAGGCGGACGGAGGCGGCGGCGGCGCCCCCAACGGCGUGCGCAACGGGCUGGCGGCCGAGCGGGGCCCGGCGGGGGCUGCACCGCGGCGCGCCGGUUCCCUGCGCCGCAACUCGCUCACGGGGGAGGAGGGCGAGCUGGUCCGCGUGAGCAACUGGCCGCUCUACUACCUGUUCUGGUUCGGCACGGAGCUGGGCAACGAGCUCUUCUACAUCCUCUUCUUCCCCUUCUGGAUCUGGAACCUGGACCCGCUGGUGGGCCGGCGGCUGGUGAUCAUCUGGGUGCUGGUCAUGUACCUGGGCCAGUGUACCAAGGACAUCAUCCGCUGGCCGCGGCCCGCCUCGCCGCCCGUGGUCAAGUUGGAGGUCUUCUACAACUCCGAGUACAGCAUGCCCUCCACGCACGCCAUGUCCGGCACCGCCAUCCCCAUCGCCAUGGUGCUGCUCACCUACGGCCGCUGGCAGUAUCCUCUUCUAUAUGGACUGAUUCUUAUCCCCUGCUGGAGCUCUCUAGUUUGCAUAAGUCGCAUUUACAUGGGAAUGCACUCCAUUCUGGACAUUAUCGCUGGCUUCCUGUAUACCAUUCUAAUCCUAGCUGUGUUCUAUCCAUUCGUGGACACCAUUGACCACUUCAACCAAACGCACAGAUACGCUCCGCUCACCAUCAUCGGGCUGCACUUGGCCCUGGGCAUCUUCUCCUUCACGCUUGACACCUGGAGCACGUCUCGAGGGGACACGGCCGAGAUUCUCGGGAGCGGGGCCGGAGUCGCCUGUGGAUCUCACGUUAGUUACACCUUAGGGCUAAUAUUAGAACCUGCUCUAGAUACGUUACCUUUAGCCCGGCCCCCGGUUACCUUGACCCUGGUUGGAAAAGCCAUAUUGCGGACUUUCGUAGGGAUGGCAUUUGUGGUAAUACUCAGAGAUAUAAUGAAAAAGAUCACCAUUCCUUUAGCCUGCAGAAUCUUCAAUAUACCAUGUGAUGAUAUUCGCAAAGCAAGACAGCACAUGGAAGUUGAACUGCCUUACCGGUACAUCACCUACGGAAUGGUUGGUUUCUCUAUCACAUUUUUGAUUCCUUACAUGUUUUCCUUCAUUGGUAUCUCUUGAUGGGAAGAAACACAUAUUGUUUAUAAUAAGAAAAAGAAGGUAUUUGUUACUGACCUAAAAGUAUAUUCUAGGUAAAAGCCAAAUCGGUGUUAGGCUUUUUGCAGGAAUUUAACUUAAUUAUUUAAGUAAAUUCAUGAGAGUCCGUGCACUUUUAUCAUUGCACAUCCAAGAUACAUUGUUCAAGCGAGCUGAGCUGUUUCAAUACCAAGAGAAUGAUCAGUGUCCAUUAGAAUGUGCACGUGAGAUUUGGAGAGUUUCCUGCUGUUAUGAUGUCAAAUUAUAUAUAAUAGAUAUUAAGGUAUAUAAUAUGAACUUAUAUAUCUAAUAUGUGUUAUAUAUAAAGUAACAUACCUGAGGUUGUUUUCUGACUUGGGAGGGCUGUAUCAUAAAAUUGAUAAUAAUAUGCAAACAAUUGUGCCUGUGUAUUGGGACCUGGUACAGGUAUGUUGUUAUUAACAAAUGUGUUAACAUGCAUUUACACUGGUAGCCAUUUCCUGAUUGAAUUGCAUAAUCCCUAAUCCAGAAUUUUCCCCCCGCCACCCAUCGAGUGACUGCCUGUUUUAACACUGCCAUCCCCUUUCGUUACCCAUGAGGUUGAGUGUGGGAGGCAUUUAUAGUGGACCAAAUUUUUAGAGAAAAUUCAUUUUUGAAGUUCUUCUUUUUUAAAAUUUCUGUACACUGUGUUGAAAGUACUUUUAUUUGCAACUGUUCUGAACAUACGUUCGAUAAUUCAGGUACUGAGUUUUCUUGCUUGUUCAUCGUGCCUUUCUGUUGCCGAUUUAAGAAAUGCCAUGUAUACUGUGAUACAAAAGUUGCUAAUGUUAAGUUACAUGUAAUCAGGCAAAUUCUUUUAAACUGUGUGUCAAGCUAACAGGGAUAGAAGCAAACUGCCCUUAACUUUUUAAACCUUUAUUUAGAAAGGAAUGUGGAAUGGGCUUAACUUUCUCAAUAAUUUAUUGGAAAGCUAAAUGGAUAAAUAUUUCCAUUUUUGUAAGUAUUUUUCUGUGCAUUGUAAGUUAUUGAAACAAGAUGUAUUUUUUGCACCUUGUCUUGAUUGUUUAUACUGCAGGUAGAUGUUUCCAGGGAGUGGAAAGGUAGAGGAAAUUUACAGGUGGGCAAUGCACACACUUCACAUGUAAACAGACCAUUUCUCUAAAUUAUUUUGAAAGGAUUUAAUUUCUCGUUAACCCAAUUAUUAGCCACUUAAGAUAAAUGAUAAAAUCUAAAAUAACCUCUCAGUAUUUUAGAUCUUACUAUUUUCCCCAGUUUUUUUAUUUUCACAACGGAAACUCUGGGUAUAGUAUAUUCUUUUGUUCUGUCUGUGCCUUUAUAUCUUUCUGUGUGAUUGUAAUUAGGAUAAGGUUAAAUUUAUUGGUAGUAAGUGUUUCAUAACAAAGACAAUUAAUUUUCCACGCAAGUGACCGUCAGGUCUGGGGUGACAGACUUUAGUGCAGUCUCUCUGUGGUUGUACUGAAUUACCACUCAAGAUGUUUCUAUUUUGGACAGCCUAACUAUCUGAGCUCAUAUUUUUAUAAGCCUGAUUGAGAAUUUUGAGGCAUGGUAAUUUUUUUUUUUUUAACUUAAACUGAAUCUGAUCGUUUUAAGUAAACCAAACAAAUUUAGGAUCUUUACCUAAUAGUCGAAAAGAAAAUGAUGCACUUAGGAACAUAUCGGUACGUUGGAAAAUGUGAAGAUUUUCUUUUAAAAAUCUUUGUUUUGGGGAUUAUUUCCCGUAAUUUAAGUCUGUACUAUCCUAUUAAUUUUUAUGUCUGUUUUAGACAAUAUUUGAAGUAUUCUGUUUCUUUGUGUUUGUUACUUUCUGUCCCACGACAGUUCUCUGCUAAGUGUAUUUUAAAAUAAAAUCUAAAUUCAA